AUGGCUAAUAGAAACGGAGACUCUUCUUCUUCACAGCCUCCUCAGGCUCAGCCACAACAAAAUGCCAAUGAACAAGACCAGGAACGUCAUGGUGACACCUGUAGUUUUCCUCCAGCACAGUCUGGCAACUCAGACCCACGUUCCCGUGGUGGCAACACGGUAUUCAAGAGUGGACCCCUAUAUAUAUCCUCAAAAGGGCUUGGGUGGACAUCUUGGAAGAAAAGAUGGUUUAUUUUGACGCGUACUUCACUGGUUUUCUUUCGAAGUGACCCUAGCGCAGUACAACAGAGAGGAGGUGAGGUCAAUUUAACCCUUGGGGGAAUUGAUCUCAACAAUUCAGGCAGCGUGGUUGUCAAGGCAGAUAAAAAGCUGUUAACUGUUCUCUUCCCUGAUGGACGUGAUGGACGUGCCUUUACCCUCAAGGCUGACACCAUGGAGGAUCUACAUGAAUGGAAAGCUGCUCUAGAACACGCUUUGACACUAGCACCUAGUGCUUCUCAUGUAAUGGGUCAAAAUGGUAUCUUCAGGAAUGAUCAAACAGAUGCCCCUGCUGGUGUUGAUGAACAUAAUGAGGCAGCACCAGCAAGACCUACCGUCCUUGGAAGACCAGUUUUACUUGCUCUAGAAGAUGUUGAUGGAACUCCAUCUUUCUUGGAAAAGGCACUUAGAUUUGUUGAAGAUCAUGGAGUCAAUACAGAAGGAAUCUUGAGACAAGCUGCUGAUGUUGAUGAUGUUGAACAUCGCAUUCGUGAAUAUGAGCAAGGGAGAAAUGAGUUCACUCCAACAGAGGAUGCUCAUGUUAUUGCUGAUUGUCUUAAGUAUUUUCUUAGAGAGUUGCCUUCCUCUCCAGUGCCUGCGUCUUGCUGCAACGCUCUUCUGGAAGCUUGCCGUACUAUCCGUGGCAAUAGAGUUAAUGCUAUGAGGGAAGCAAUCUGUGAAUCAUUCCCUGAACCAAAUAGACGCCUAUUGCAAAGAAUCCUGAUGAUGAUGCAGCUAGUGGCCGCUAACAAAAAUGUGAACCGGAUGAACACAAAUGCUGUUGCAGCUUGUAUGGCACCUUUACUUCUAAGACCUCUUUUAGCUGGAGACUGUAACAUUGAAAAUGAUUUUGAUGUGGGUGGUGAUGGUUCUAUGCAACUUCUGCAAGCAGCUGCUGCAGCCAAUCAUGCUCAGGCUAUAGUGAUCACAUUGUUAGAAGAAUAUGACAGCAUUUUUGGUGAAGGUUCUUUGUCAGCUGGUUUGUACUCUGACUCAGAAGAGAGUGGUAGUGGAACUGAGGAAGGAACAGAUGAUGAAGAUUAUGAUGAUGAAGACUAUGAAGGCACACAAGGAUCUGAAGACUACACAGAUGAGGAGGAAGAGGAUCUUGAAAAUGAAUCUGAUAGAUCAUACAGUGAGAGUGAAGCCUCAGGCAACACUCCCCAUGAGUUUGAUCCUGAUGACCAUAAUAAAGCACAGUACACUAUUAAGAUAACUGAGAUUACAAGCUCUGAAUCUACCCCAAAAGGAAGUAGUACGGAGCCACAAGUUACUAAGAAGCUUUUAUCAAGCUCUAAACGGUCUUCACUACCAAGGCAUGAUGGUGCAAAAAAAGAUGAGAAUGUUUUGGUUAAAGGUUAUGAUAAUAAAGUGGUUAUGGAUGUGUUAGAGAUGUUGAAAAUUGAAGAUAAGAACUCAUCUACAUUAUCCAGUGCACCAGGAGGAAGUAAAAGGCUAUGGGGCCGUGCUCAUGGGAGGAAGAACCUUUCUAUGGAAUCUAUUGAUUUCACACUAGAGGUGGACGAGGAUGAUGCUGACAUUGAAAGACUUGAAUCAACCAAAUCAGAGCUACAAAACAGAAUUGCAGAUGAAGUUAAAAACAAUGCAGUUCUACAGGCUAGUUUGGAGAGACGGAAGAAGGCUUUGUAUGUGAGGCGCCAAGCUCUAGAGAACGAUGUGGAAAGACUACAAGAACAGUUGCAGAAAGAGAUAGACAGGAGAUCAGCUCUUGAAUCAGGACUGAACAUGUCUAAAGGGAAUCAACUUCUUCCAGAAACAACUGAUGAAAAGUUGAAGAAAGAUCUACAAGAAGUAGCUCAAGCGGAGGCUGAUAUUGUCAACUUGGAACAUAAGGUUGAUGAUUUUGAGAAUAGACUUGGUGAACAAGACUUUAAAGGCUCUGGUUCAUCACCGCAGGGUGCCAGCAAAGAAUCUAGGAGAAGUCCAGAGCACAAUGCAAAGAUGAAGGAGAAACAAAAGGAUACUGAAGCAGCCUCUCCUAACGUUUCCGAAAGGUCAAUGCUCAAGGAUGGGCAAGGAGGGUCUGGAAGAGAAAAUGAGAUAGAGAAGAUACAAGAUCCACGGAGCAAAAGCUCAAAGCUUGCAGGCACGUCUAAGAGGUCUGGCACAAAAGGAGAGGGAAACACAACAACAACUUCUGCACUAUCCAAAUUAUCAAUGCGGCUCAACUUCCUGAAAGAGAGAAGGAGUCAGAUAGCUAACGAGCUCUCAAACAUGGACAAAGGAAAAGGCUCAGGGCAACCAAGUCCAUCUUCCACGGAGCAAAACCAAGAAACUGAAAGAGGAACAGCGUCAAACCAGAACCAGGAGGAUUCAGACAGCAGCAAAGUCCAUAGCCCGCAUGUUCUUGACAGAGGAAGAUCCGACAACAGUGGGGACAGAAGCAGAGGAGGUUCUGGACCCAGCAAUACACCGAGGACCUUGUCCAGAUGAUCAUUUUAUUAGAGGAGCUGGCUAAUAACCCCCAACUUCACCACAUGUACAGACACCAUUUAACUCCAUUUACAUUCCUAUUCAUUAUUUUUUUUCUCCAUAAUCUCUUAUCUUGCUUCAAAGACCAAAUAAACUACACUUUUGUGUGUGUCCUUGACUGUACGUUCGAUCUGUUAUUUUGGUAGUGACUCUCAGACAUCAGUAUAG
Eruca vesicaria subsp. sativa (arugula) is the source of this 2919-nucleotide messenger RNA. Lineage: Eukaryota; Viridiplantae; Streptophyta; Magnoliopsida; Brassicales; Brassicaceae. The record is from the annotation of a GenBank genome assembly.